Molecule: messenger RNA, 1920 nt
Organism: Miscanthus lutarioriparius
Lineage: Eukaryota; Viridiplantae; Streptophyta; Magnoliopsida; Poales; Poaceae
Source: the annotation of a GenBank genome assembly
AUGAAAGAAGCAUUAAUCCUCCUGGUUCUCAUCACCUUCAUGGUGACAGUGUCAGACACCUCUUCUGGGCUUGCCAUAUCAUUGCCAGGGUGCCCUGACAAGUGUGGUAAUGUGUCCAUCCCUUACCCCUUUGGCAUCGGCGAUGGCUGUGCUGCAGGCAACCUGAACCGCUACUUUACUGUGACCUGCAAGGACAGUUUCCAGCCACCAAGGCCUAUGAUUGGUGACCCUUCCAGUGCUGUAGAGGUCAUCGACAUCUCCCUGGAGCAUGGUGAGGUGCGUGUUUACGGCGGAGUCAGCUACUACUGCUUCACGUCAAACACCACCAUAUCAGACAACAACACUGCCGGAUUCAGCCUGGAGAACACACCAUUCAUCCCCUCCACCCGCAACCGCUUCAUGGCCAUCGGAUGCAAUACCCUGGGGCUCAUUGGCGGCGACACACACAGCAACUCAGACCUUUAUGUGACUGGCUGCUACUCAUACUGCCAAGGCAUCAACAGUACAUCUGACGGAGCACCAUGCACUGGGAUGGGAUGCUGUGAGACCACCAUAUCCCCCAACCUCACCAACUUCGCAGCACUACUGUACAACCAGAGCAACAUAGAUGAGUGCAAGCUACGUAAGCAGGACCUGAAGUACAAAGAAUUAUAUCCAUGUGAAAAUGGGGUCUGUCACAAUACACAAGGAGGCUAUAUAUGCAAGUGCAAGAUAGGAGCAAGAUCAGAUGGUACAAAUUCUGGAUGCCGGCCUGUGCUUCGCCAAGCUGAACAGGUGGCCAUAGGCCUCAGCGCAGGUGCAGUUGUGGUGGUAUCUUUGACGUGCUUACUGGUUAUGAAGUUACAACGGAACAAGCAUAGGAGGGAGAAGGAUGAUUAUUUCAAACAAAAUGGAGGACUCAAAUUAUAUGAUGAGAUGAGAUCAAGGCAAGUUGACACCAUUUAUAUACUUACAGAGAAAGAGAUAAAGAAAGCCACAGAUAAUUUUAGUGAAGAUCAUGUUCUUGGAUGUGGUGGCCAUGGCAUGGUCUAUAGAGGAACUUUAGCUGACAACAAAGAAGUUGCCAUAAAGAAGUCCAAAAUAAUAAAUGAUGACAGCAGAGAAGAAUUUGUCAAUGAGAUAAUAGUCCUGUCCCAAAUUAACCACAGGAACAUAGUGAGGUUACUAGGAUGCUGCUUGGAGGUAGAUGUGCCGAUGUUGGUGUAUGAGUUCAUUUCCAAUGGUACGCUCUUUGAGUUUCUUCAUGGAACUGAUGCCAGAAUACCAAUACCAUUGGAUCUAAGAUUGAAUAUUGCUACACAGUCAGCAGAAGCUCUUGCCUACAUUCAUUCAUCAACUUCUCGCACAAUUGUGCAUGGAGAUGUCAAAUCCCUAAAUAUACUCUUGGAUAACGAAUACAAUGCAAAAGUGUCAGAUUUUGGAGCAUCAGCACUGAAGCCCAUGGACAAAAACGAUUUCAUUAUGCUUAUCCAAGGAACUCUUGGUUAUAUCGACCCUGAGAGUUUUGUCAGUCACCGCUUAACUGAUAAAAGUGAUGUAUACAGCUUUGGGGUCGUUCUUUUGGAGAUAAUGACAAGAAAGAAGGCCAUACAUAUUGAUACUUCUAACGAACAAAAAGCACUAUCCUAUACUUUCACACUGAUGUUCCACCAGAAUAAGCUCCGGGAUAUAUUGGACACUGAAAUAGUUGAUGAUGAAGUUAUGAUAGUACUCAAGAAACUAGCUCAGCUCGUCAUGCACUGCCUGAGCCCAAAAGGAGAUGAAAGGCCAACAAUGAAGGAAGUUGCAGAGCGACUACAAAUGUUAAGAAGACUUCAGACACAGCUUGUCACCAAGACCAACCCUAUUCAAGAACAUUAUUCUUAUGGAGUGCCAUUAGUUUCUAUGCUUUCAGAUGAGACUGGGAUGUUAGAGGACUGA